Amoebophrya sp. A25 is the source of this 1366-nucleotide messenger RNA. Lineage: Eukaryota; Dinophyceae; Syndiniales; Amoebophryaceae. The record is from the annotation of a GenBank genome assembly.
CAGUGUCAUAAAAUUUUCGAGAAGAAGUUCCUAGGUAGCUAGAGUCGUUAGCUUGAUAUCAAGGAUCAUUUUUUACAACGUCAACAUCGAUCAACAGUCGGUUGGCGCAGUCAUAUUUUCUUCCUUCGAGUCUGUCAAAUCUCUUGACCUCCACACGAAUUUUUGACAUUUAUUGUCAAAAAAACAAAAAUAAAGAUGGGACGCUCUCAACGCCAACGUACCCAACGCGAACGCCGCUCGUGCGCGUCGCGCGCCGCCACCACGGCUGCUACCGCUGGUGUGCUAACUGUGUCCGCCGUUUCGUUCACGAGGCAGUCUCGUGCUGGAGUGGUAACACAGGAUCCUGCUGGUGCAGGUGCUGCAGGAGGAGCUAGUUCACCUGGUCUAGCACGUGGUAGUGGCUCUGGAACUUCUUCUGCUGUUGCUGAGGUUUCCACCCACACCAACAAACCUGGACAAGCUGGAGCUUUCUGUGGCCAAGUCUGUCCUGGUGAUGAUGGCAAUGACGAAGAAGCCAAAAAGGCCAAGCAGCAACUGGAGGCGAAGGACAAGGAGAUUUCUGAGCUCACAGGCAAGCUGGGUGAUGCGGACGACACGGUUCGCGGGCUCGAGGAUAAGCUGAGUGCUGCACAAGGUGCCGAACGCGCGGCGAAGGACGAGGUUGCAGCGAAGGAGGCGGAGGUUGCAAAGCUCGAUGGGGAGCUGGCUCGUGUCAUAAACGAGCACGCAGAUGCUAUACAAUCAAUCCAAGCCCAAUUGAAGAAAAGUGAAGAAAUGGCCAAGCAGCAACUGGAGGCGAAGGACAAGGAGAUUUCUGAGCUCACAGGCAAGCUGGGUGAUGCGGACGACACGGUUCGCGGGCUCGAGGAUAAGCUGAGUGCUGCACAAAGUGCCGAACGCGCGGCGAAGGACGAGGAUGCAGCGAAGGAGGCAGAGGUUGCAAAGCUCGAUGAGGAGCUGGCUCGUGUCAUAAACGAGCACGCAGAUGCUAUACAAUCAAUCCAAGCCCAAUUGAAGAAAAGUGAAGAAAUGGCCAAGCAGCAACUGGAGGCGAAGGACAAGGAGGUUUCUGAGCUCACAGGCAAGCUGGGUGAUGCGGACGACACGGUUCGCGGGCUCGAGGAUAAGCUGAGUGCUGCACAACGUGCCGAACGCGCGGCGAAGGACGAGGCUGCAGCGAAGGAGGCUGAGGUUGCAAAGCUCGAUGAGGAGCUGGCUCGUGUCAUAAACGAGCACGCAGAUGCGAUACAAUCAAUCCAAGCCCAAUUGAAGAAAAGUGAAGAAAUGGCCAAGCAGCAACUGGAGGCGAAGGACAAGGAGACUUCUGGGCUCGAAGAGGCCAACAGGGUCGCAAAAGAGGAGAUAG